AUGGCGCGCCCUUCCAAAACUGCACCCCAGCACGACUCGAAUUUACGGCAGCGGUCUCCGAAGGCAGAAUUGUCAAAACCUACCCGCCCAACUGUGUCAAUCGCCAAAAUCUUUAAAACCUCCAAACCGGCUCGUCGUAACCGAAAGAGGCGCCGGGAGCUAAGUCCAGCAGCAACAGUAAUUGAUGAGUUAGAGGACGAGUUUGAUAAAAUCGGCGAUACACUCACUCGCACGGCCGAAAAUACAUUUGACGCUACAUGGAAGAGUCACGUGAAGAGCUUAGAGUCAACCAAGCAGAUAGAUCAAGAGUUUGUCACGAUGGUAUCAAGGAAUUUAUCUAGACUCAGCGUACCCCUACUCGCGCGCCCUGUGGCCUUGGAGCCGAAGGAUUCUGAAGCGUCCAGUCAGGAGCAUCUCGGUGCCUGCUUACAGCGCUUUGGCAAAAUCUUGGCGCGGGAAAAGGCGAAUCUGGAAAAAUAUUGGGCAGAGUGGGAUAAAUUACAGAUAGAGUAUUUGCGGCUCGGUAUCGAUGUUUUCGGUCCCCGGCCCUUUGGGAAGCUAGAGGCGCCUGCUCAUGAUGGAUUCCAUAAUACCAUGUCGCUCUGGGACUUGGAACUACGAACCAAAGUCGCUGAGUUUGAGGUUUCGCUGGAGGAAGCCGGAUGUGAAGCUCUGCGAAAGAUGAAGCAUUCUGAAACGGAGCUUGAAGUUGCCACGAAGAAGGAAAAGGCCCGGCUUCUUGCCUCGCUCCUUGGCGAACUGUAG
This is a messenger RNA of Blumeria graminis f. sp. triticale, 765 nucleotides long. NCBI's taxonomy places the organism in Eukaryota, Fungi, Ascomycota, Leotiomycetes, Helotiales, Erysiphaceae. The record is from the annotation of a GenBank genome assembly.